AUGGCCGGCUUGAUCAGUGACCUGGUCAACUAUGUUGACCUGAGCAAGACCAGUCUGCUGGUGUCGGCAUGCUCUAUCGCUUUCAACCCUACGUUUUGGAAACUAUUCGGUGGCCGAUCCGAGACGGCGUGCUACGGCUUGGCUGUCACCAUCUUCUCCCUUGGCAUGGUGCGCGACUGGCUGUACAAGAGUGCGAUUCAGGAGCAGCCGACCCACCCUCUCCUUCUGUCAGUUUACUCCCAGGCGCUAGCCUACACUCUCCUUGCAUGCGGCAACACGCUCGUCGUCUCUUCCACGUGGAGGCUGGGCAUCACGGGGACCUUCCUGGGCGACUACUUUGGCAUCCUGCUCGACGAGAUGGUGACGGGAUUCCCCUUCAACGUCGUCAGCGCGCCCAUGUACUGGGGGUCCACCAUGAGCUUCCUGGGCACCGCGCUUCUGCUUGCCAAGCCUGCGGGCAUUCUCCUAACGGGAUGGGUGCUGGUCGUCUACCUCGCUGCUCUACGGUUCGAGGAUCCCUUCACCGCCGAGAUUUACGCCAAGCGUGAGCGUGAGAGGACCUCGGGCAAGAAACAGGAAUAG
This is a messenger RNA of Geosmithia morbida, 582 nucleotides long. Its product is annotated as phosphatidylethanolamine/phosphatidyl-N-methylethanolamine N-methyltransferase. The transcript has 3 exons. Lineage: Eukaryota; Fungi; Ascomycota; Sordariomycetes; Hypocreales; Bionectriaceae. The coding region runs from base 1 to 582 and encodes 193 amino acids. The record is from RefSeq and is a predicted model, not a curated record. Gene Ontology annotation, molecular function: S-adenosylmethionine-dependent methyltransferase activity. Gene Ontology annotation, biological process: phosphatidylcholine biosynthetic process.